Molecule: messenger RNA, 861 nt
Organism: Plasmodium gallinaceum
Lineage: Eukaryota; Apicomplexa; Aconoidasida; Haemosporida; Plasmodiidae
Product: conserved Plasmodium protein, unknown function
Exons: 1
Coding region: 1-861 (286 amino acids)
Source: RefSeq, a predicted model, not a curated record
AUGGAGAACACUAAGGAGAAUAAUAUACCUGUAAUAAAUGAUUAUGAUUCAUUUAAGAAAUCCUAUUUAGACGUAUUAAAUAAAAAGAAGGUAUUAUAUAAAUAUGUUUUUCGUUUCAAUAAUUAUAAAUUUAAAUUUAAAAUUAUUUCAACUUAUUAUGAAUAUUUAAUUAUAUGUAAUAAUAUGUUAAGAGAUGUUACAGCAUGCAAUUUAUUUUUUGGUGAAAAUUUAUUUUUUGAAAUGCUUGGAAAAUCUUUUUAUUAUCCAUACGUAUUAUAUAUAUAUGACUUAGAUAAUACUUAUAAAUCUAAUGUUAAUUCUAAUAAUUUAAAUAGUUUAAAAUUUGAAAAAUCAUGUAUUUUAGAUAUUGAGGAAAUAAUAAGAAAAGGAAAAAACAAAAAUAACAAAUAUUUCAAAAAAUGCAACAUUAACUAUGAUAGAAAAGUAAUUUUAAAUUCAAAUAAUAUAAACAUUGAAUUACAAAAUUAUGACUUAAAAAAUAAAAAUAUUGUAGGUUAUAUAGAAGUGUACUUAUUAUUUCAUAUGGGUAGAUUAUUUGAUUCAAGAAUUGAAAGACUUGUAGUUCAUAAAGAAUAUAGAAAUAAAUGCUUAGGUUUAAUAAUUAUGUAUAUAUGUAUAUAUAUGUUAAAAUAUUUGUAUUAUUGUAACAGAUGUGAUUUAAAUGUAGAGAAUGAAAUUGCAUUAAAGAUUUACAAAAAAUUAAGAUUUAUAAAUGUUGAGACAAAAGUAUAUAGGUUAUAUUUACACUGUAAUUUUAAUUUUUUAUCAGGUAAUAAUACAGUAGAUAAUGACAAAGAUAAUAUUCAAAUGUUUACUGAAAAUAUAAUUGCAAAAAAGUAA